This is a messenger RNA of Mus pahari (shrew mouse), 1025 nucleotides long. RefSeq names its product calcium binding protein 2 (gene Cabp2). Gene Ontology annotation, molecular function: calcium ion binding. The transcript is spliced from 6 exons. NCBI's taxonomy places the organism in Eukaryota, Metazoa, Chordata, Mammalia, Rodentia, Muridae. Bases 218 to 829 code for a protein of 203 amino acids. The record is from RefSeq and is a predicted model, not a curated record.
GUGGUCCUGUGAAGGUUGGGAAGCACUUUAGGAUGUAGGUGACGAUUUCAAAGAUGGAUUAUGGGAGCAGCAAUGGAAGAAGACAGUGACCUUAGAAUCCCCGGGCUCUCCUAACUCCCAGAGCUAGAAACAAAACUUAGCCACGACUUGCACCGAGCCACCUACCUACAGGUAGGGGAGACCCAGCUGGAACAGAAAACGUACCACACCUACAUCCAUGGCCCUACCCGAGGGCCCAACAGACGGCAACCUCCCUGAAGGAGACUCCAGUCCAUCCUCAGGCACUGCAGGACCCAGCCAAGACCCAGCCAGCCCGACGACACGCAGACGGGCCCUUCUCCGUGAGCUGGAAGCCCAGGUGCAGGCUGCCUACGGACAGGAUCGAGAGCUGAGACCAGAAGAGAUCGAAGAGCUGCAGGUCGCCUUCCAGGAGUUUGACCGAGACCGGGAUGGCUACAUUGGCUACCGGGAGCUGGGUGCCUGCAUGCGGACACUAGGCUACAUGCCCACGGAGAUGGAGCUCAUUGAGAUAUCACAACAGAUCAGUGGCGGGAAGGUGGAUUUUGAAGAUUUUGUGGAGCUGAUGGGUCCCAAGCUGCUGGCAGAGACAGCAGACAUGAUUGGCGUGAGGGAGCUUCGAGACGCCUUCCGGGAGUUUGACACCAACGGCGAUGGCUGCAUCAGCCUAGGGGAGCUCCGGGCAGCCCUCAAGGCUCUGCUGGGGGAACGCCUCAGCCAACGGGAAGUGGAUGAGAUACUCCAAGACAUUGACCUCAAUGGAGAUGGCCUGGUUGACUUUGAAGAAUUUGUUCGGAUGAUGUCUCGGUGAGCCUGUGUAGAAGCUGGAGUGGACCGGCCUGGAGGAUCCCAGCCUCCGAACUGCAGAGGAUCCUAUAUGUUCUUUAAGGUCAUUGUGUACAGGACUGUGUGCCUCCUCCCCAUCCCUGCCUGGGCACAGUACCCUCUCCUGUCAUUGCCCCAUACCUCGUCCUGGUUCUCUGGCAAUAAAACAUCUCCAAGCUUGU